UACCUCCAGAGCACCCCUUCCGUGGAAAGUGAGCCCGUUUUGAUAAACAUCGGACCCACCCCCAGCAGGGGUCACUCCUAUUCUGAUGUGGAAGGCUUCUCCAGGGCCUGAUGUUGGGCGGCGGACCACGGUGUCAGAGAGGGAGUUGAACUCAUCCAUUGAAUGCCUGUGGUGACAUGUAGGGAGCAAAGCAAGAAGAAGUUUCUCCGCUGACUAAAAAUCAGACCCUUGGCAAACAGGAUGCAGACAUCCCCUUGCUAUAUCCCUAUCGUGAGCAGUGCGACCCUGUGGGAGAGACGCACACCCAGAGUCCACCGAAGCCCUCAUCAUGAAAGAACCACCAUGCCCUGCUCCAGAUUCAUUACUCACAUGAAGAAUUUCUCUGAAUCUUUUGAAUUUAAUAGGCCACCACGUUUUCUACAUAUCGAAGAAAAGAUUCAGAGUCCAGUGGCAUAUAAGAGACUAUUUUGUACUUACAAGUACAUCGUCCCAAGGUCUCCUGAAAGAACAGUUUCUUUCGAAGAAGACGAAAGGUAUGGAGAGGUCUACUCCUCCCCAACACCCAGUGAGACAGAUGAGGCCCCGCUGAUCUAUACGGCCAGAGAAGAAAUUAGGAAGAGAACCAAAGGAGUGCCCAAGCAGGCGUGGAGCAGUCCAUUUGUGGGCCAGCAAAUGGCACAAAAACCUGCUGAACAAUACUCAGCAAAUCCUCUUCACCUGGAGGCUGCGGGCAUGCACAUGACUAGACACAGGAGGCUGCAGAACCAGCCCUCCACCAGAGCCAAGGGAAAUUCUGGUUCCCACGUGAGACCGUCCACCGCCAUCGGCUUCUGCAGGAGGAGCCAGACCCCCCAGGCCCGGCAGAGCGUCUGGCGGAGCUCCUCGGAACCCGAGCUGGAGGAGACGAGCGCAGAGGCCACGGCCGGCUUUCCGGCACCCCGAGACGUGCAAUGCGGGCUCCGGUGCGCGUCCGGAAAUCCAGUGGGACGGAGCCCGGUUGCCAUGGCACUGGAGACGCUCCCCAAGCAUCCCCAGGCCCCGGGAGACAGGAGGCCCGGGGGAGACACCUCCCUCCAGGGCGAGCUGGCAGCGUCGCCCCUUCCUCUGCUGGCCGGGGCUUCCACCCUUUUCUCCUCCAAGAGGUUAAUAAAGGUUUGCUCGGCGGCUCCCCCGCGGCCGCCCCGGCGCUACCAUACGGCGUGUUCACAGGCGCUGCCCAGGCCGGUGGUGAAUGCGCACUUGCGCUGA
Messenger RNA from Nycticebus coucang (slow loris), 1248 nucleotides. RefSeq names its product chromosome 3 C12orf42 homolog (gene C3H12orf42). The coding region runs from base 241 to 1248 and encodes 335 amino acids. The transcript has 6 exons. The record is from RefSeq and is a predicted model, not a curated record. NCBI's taxonomy places the organism in Eukaryota, Metazoa, Chordata, Mammalia, Primates, Lorisidae.